Molecule: messenger RNA, 5505 nt
Organism: Labrus mixtus (cuckoo wrasse)
Lineage: Eukaryota; Metazoa; Chordata; Actinopteri; Labriformes; Labridae
Gene: igfn1.1
Product: immunoglobulin like and fibronectin type III domain containing 1, tandem duplicate 1
Exons: 26
Coding region: 205-4926 (1573 amino acids)
Molecular function (GO): protein binding
Source: RefSeq, a predicted model, not a curated record
AAUAGCUUUUGGCAGUCCAGUCCAGUCAGUAGAGGAGCAUCAAGCACAGACUUACUUGCACACUGCUGGAAGGAUCUAUUACAUUGAAAAAAUUAGGAGAAGGCACAGUGUGACCAGACUGCUGCCUGAAAGGGAACAGAGCUGACAGCACUGAGGACUGUGGACAGAGCCUCCUGAAUCAGCAGAGCUCAAGAGGAAGCCAAGAUGUGGAAGAAGUCGAAGGUGACCGAUCAAACUGCCGCUGGGCAGGCGGGGAUCAAGAAGAAGUCGAAGGUCCCCGGGGUGAUGAUUACGCAGUUUAUCGAGGAACUUCCAGAGGACAUGUCAACCCCUGAUUUCACACGCAAACCGAUUGCUCUGACUAUUCAAGAGGGUAAAUUCGCCGUCUUUAAAGCCAUUGUAGUGGGCAACCCAACACCUACUGUGACAUGGAGCAGAGCAAACGGAGAAAUUCAUUUUCAUCCUGACAUGUGCCAGCAAAAGUAUGACGAUACUUCCCGCGAGCAUACCAUUGAGUUUCCUAAGGUGGCUCCUGAGGAUGCUGACACCUACAAGUGCUUUGCAACCAAUGAGUAUGGAAGGGCUGUUUGCACUGUAGUCUUGAAUGUCAUUGAGGUUGGAUUUUCAAAGACCAAGGAACUUCAAAAGAAACAAGGAGAAGAUGCAACAGACUUCAGAAAAAAACUUAAGAAACGUAACCCUGAUGGAACACGAGAGGAAAAGUCGAUGGAGCCAGAGGAGAAGGUGUGGGAAAUCCUCAUGAGCGCUGAUAAGAAAGACUAUGAGCACAUCUGUUGUGAAUACGGUGUCACAGACUUUCGCGGUAUGCUGAAGAGACUCAGUGAAAUGAAGAGAGAGAGAGAGGAGGAGAUUGCUGAGUUUGUUACACAAAUCAGUGCCUUAAAGCAUAUCGAGGUGGAUGACGACGACUGUGCAACAAUUGAAUUGGACAUGGACCUCAAGGACCCAACCAGCAAAAUCUUUGUGUACAAGAAUGGUGUCAUGGUUCCAUUUACCGAAGAUGAAGGGGAUGAAUUAAAGCACAGUUUGAAACAAGUUGGCAAGAAAUAUAUCUUUCGAAUUAAAAAAUUGGGUUCAGAAGAUGCCGGACUUUACUCAGUGGAUGUUGGCGGUGUCAAUGUUUUUUCCACAGAUUUCAAAGUACCUGAUGUUGAUUUUGCGGUCAAGAUACAGGAGGUAAAGGCAGAAGAGCGAGAGGAUGCCCUCUUCCAAUGUGUCCUUACUGCACCUAUGAGUGAGGUCAAAUGGUAUGGCAAAAGCGCUCUACUGUCAAAUAGUGAGAAACAUGAAAUCACUGUAUCUGAAGAUAAGCUAAUCCACAAGUUGAUUGUGCGAGACUGUAUGCCUUUAGAUGCAGGUAUCUAUGCUGCUGUGGCAGGAAUCAAAUCCUGCAACAACUGGCUUGUAGUUGAAGCUGACAAAGAUCCAGCCAACAAGGGCAAGAAGGCAGCUCGCAAAACUACUAUGGCUGGAGCCACUAAUGAUGAAGAGCUGGUUAAAAUAGCAAAGGAACAGCAAGAAAGAUAUCGAAAGGAAAUGGAAGAAAAAAUGGAAAUUGCUAAGAAGGCUCAAGCUGAGAGAGAAGCUGCAGACGCAGUUGCCAAAGCAGAGGCUGAAGUUGCUAAAAAGGAAGCGGCUGAGGCUAAAGCUGCUGCAAAGGCUGCUGCAAAGGCUGCUGCAAAGGCAAAGAGGGCAGCAGCCGCUAAAGAUGCAGCUGCAAGAAAAGCUCAGAAAGGUGCUGCUGGUGGUGCUGGCUCAGCUGCAGAUGGUAGCGGUGCUGCUGGAGGCGCAGGUGUUGCUGGAGGAGCUGGUGGUGCUGGAGGUGCUGGUGGUGCUGGAGGCGCUGGUGGUGCAGGGGGAGGUGGAGGUGGAGGUGCAGGUGGAGGUGCUGGUGGAGGUGCUGGUGCAGGUGGGGAAGAAGAUGGAAGUGGAGCUGGAGCUAAAGGAGGAGCUGGGGGCAGAGCUGGUGGCAAAUUAGGGAGCGGUGAAGGUGGUGGUGAAGGAGAAGAUUUUGAUGGGGAAGAGGACUUUGAUUCAUUUGAUGAUUCGGAUUUUGACUCUGAGGAUGAAGAAGGAGAGGAAGGAGAGGGAGGAGAGGGAGGAAAAGGAAGAAAGGGAAGAAAAGGAAGAAAAGGAGGCAAGGGAGGAGAAGGAGGAGAAGACGGAGAGGGUGGAGAAGGAGAGGAAGGAGAAGAGGGCGGAGAAGGAGGUGGAAAAGGAGGAAAACGCAAGAAACGUGUGAGAGAUGGUCCCCUUGUUCCUGAUACAGUUACAGGAGAUAAUAAUGAUGAGGAAACCACAAACGAACAAGGUGAAAGUUCUGGGAAAAAAGGAAAACGUCCCAAAAAGAGAAAUGUGGAGGUUGAAGAAGCUGUUGUUGAAGCCAUUGGUGCCAGUGAUGAUAAUGGCAUCGGGGCAACAGCUGAAAAUGGUGAGGGUGCAGACGGCAGUGAGCCAGCGGCAGCUGGCAGGCGUGCAGGCCGUGCAAGGCAAGGCCCAUUGAUCGAGGAGAAAGUUAGUGACCCAGGAGUUCACUUUCAUGCCGGGCUUUCCGACUGCAAAGCCAUUAAGGGAGAAGCAGCAGAGCUGGAGUGUAAACUGAGCAGUGAAGAAUGUGAAGGUAUCUGGUACAGAGAUGGAGAAGAGAUUAAAUCAGCUGAGGGUAUAACCAUUUCAAAAGAAGGAAGUUUCCACAAGCUGAAAAUUCACAAAGUAACAGAGGAAUUUGCUGGAAAAUAUAAAUUUGAAGCAGAUGGGAGGAAGACAGAAGCCUUGAUUGUUGUUGAAGAUCCACCACGGUUUGAUGCUGAGGAAAUGGAAGCAUUUAAAACCCCUGUAACGGUGAAGAAAGGACACAAAGCUACCUUCAAAUUGUCCUAUAUUGGACAGGAGCCUAUAAAAGUGCAGUGGUACCUUGAGGGUGAAGAGCUUUCAGAUGAGUCGAAUAUCAAGCUGGAGCACUCAGAUGGUUACACCCGUCUCCUUCUUACCAAGCUUCAGCGCAAGGACAGUGGUGAAGUCAAGAUAAAACUGAAAAAUGAGUUUGGCACUACUGAGGUUGUCAGCCAGCUUGUGGUACUUGAUAAGCCUACUCCUCCACUGGGACCUUUGGAGAUUGUUGAAGCCUCCUCCUCUACAAUUGAGUUUAAGUGGAGGCCUCCAAAAGACAAUGGUGGCUGCAAGAUAGACAACUAUUUCCUUGAACGUCAACAAGUCGGCCGCAACACCUGGAAAAAGGUGGGUCCAAUUGGAGCAGAGGCAAAUUACAAAGACUCUGAUGUGGACCAUGGCAGGAGGUACUGCUAUCGCAUCAGAGUGGAGACUGAAAUAGGCACCAGUGAGCUGAUGGAAACAGAGGACAUCCAAGCUGGAACAAAAGCAUACCCUGGACCCCCAUCAGCUCCAAAAGUGGUCACUGCCUUCAAGAACUGCAUCACCCUCUCUUGGUCUCCUCCAGCCAACACUGGAGGAACUAAUAUUCUUGGAUACAACCUUGAGAAACGCAAGAAAGGCAGCAACCUUUGGGGCCAAGUAAAUCCCCUCGAUGACAUGAUCAAAGGUAAAGGAUUUGGAGUUAAAGAUGUGGUUGAAGGCAUGGAGUAUGAAUUCCGUGUGUCAGCAAUCAAUAACUCUGGAGCUGGUGAAUUUAGUACACCGUCUGAGUUUGUGUUUGCAAGAGACCCUAAAAAGCCUCCUGGUAAAGUGAUAGAUUUCAAAGUGACAGAUUCAACCUACACAACUCUAUCCCUUGCUUGGACAAAACCCAAGGACAUUGAGGGGGUCGAGGAUGAAGCCAAGGGAUACUUUGUGGAGAUCAGGCCUGCAGAAAACACCGAAUGGGAUCGCUGCAAUAACAAUGCAAUAACUUUGAAUUUCUACACUGUGAAAGGCUUGAAAUCGAUGGGAAUGUACUGGGUGAGAGCUGUUGCAACUAAUGAUGGAGGACAGGGAGAGCCGCAGCAACUGGAUAACUACAUCCUUGCGAUGCCCCCUCCUGUGAGACCACGUUUCACGGAUGCCAAAAUAAAGAGUUUCAUGGUGGUGAGAGCUGGAAACUCUGCACGAUUCAACAUUAACUUUGUGGCCUCUCCUUGGCCUGAUGUGAUCUGGCUGAAAGAUGGAGGGCCAGUGCACAAAAAGGUGACCAUCAGCAAUACAGAGGGCUCAUCCCAGCUUCUGAUUGCUUCAUCUGAACGCACAGAUACUGGAAUCUACACUAUCAUUGUCAAGAACAUUGUUGGUCAAGAAACAUACAGCAUAGAAAUAAGAGUCACGGAUGAGCCUAAAGCACCAGGCCCUGUGGAUAUUGACGAAAACGUGCCUGGCACAGUGACCGUUUCAUGGACCCCAUCUGCUGAUGAAAAACGUGACGACAGGCUGCAUUACAUGGUCACUAAGCGUGAUUCAAGUAAAAGAACCUGGAACACAGUUGCGGAUCAUAUCUUCAACAAUAAAUUCACAGCCUGCAAUAUAUUGCCGGGUAGAGAAUAUUGGUUCAGAGUCUAUGCUAAGAAUGACAUGGGCUUGUCCAAACCCUCUGAAUCACCCAAGUGGCUCAUAGCGAGCAAAAAGGAAAAAUUCACUUUGAACAUGCCAGAAUCAAAGGUCUGUAAUUUAGAGUGUCCUCCCAAGUUCCUUGUCCCACUGAAAAUGCACACCGCUCCUCAGGGGUAUGAAUGCUACAUGAGCUGUGCCAUAAAAGGAGAUCCCACACCUCAUGUGACAUGGCUCCGCAACGGCAUAAGUCUGAAUACCAACACCAACUACUUCAUCUCCAACACAUGUGGAGUCUGUUCUCUGCUCAUACUGAGGGUUGGCCCUCAAGACAUGGGGGAGUACAAGAUUGUUAUAGAAAACUCCAUGGGGAUGGCAGAGUGCUCUACCAAACUGACAGUCAGAGAAUAAAUGAGCACCCUGGAAACGGCAGAAUUGCUUUCGACCCAAACAGAGUCCAGUCAUUGCUUAUUCACAAUCUGCAUCUUUAGAGUUAGGCAAACCCUCUCAAAUGUCUCUUAAAAGUUUGUUUACUUUUUGAUAAAUGAUUUCCCACUAAGUAAGUCCGAGUAAAACGGACACAUCCAGCCAAACUCAUGUCUUGUUUGUCUUGAUGUAAGCAGUGCAAUCCCAAUAAAAAAUAUGCUCGACACACUGAUGAUAUUUAUUCAUGGCAUAUAAUAAAUGUAAUAUGCAUGUUAAACAGAAAAAAGCACAGUAGUGGAUACUGCUUGGCAUUGAUUCUUUGAAUUUUAAGUUGAGUUUGGUUUUUUAAACAGGUUUGUUUUCAGCUUUUAAGAUGCACGUUUCUAUUCAUUCUUAUAGUGACUUACAUUUAUAUCGUUUUCCUAUUGCGCAUUUGAAAUCCUCCCUUAAAUAAAACUAAGAGAAUAACCUUAUUGACAAGAAAAUGUUGACACAAUCUGCUUGUUUUAGGCUGUUCUCGUGCUAAUGCAUAUACAAUUAAUGUAAAUAAACAAAUCAUUCUUC